Molecule: messenger RNA, 2197 nt
Organism: Merops nubicus (carmine bee-eater)
Lineage: Eukaryota; Metazoa; Chordata; Aves; Coraciiformes; Meropidae
Gene: PPP4R3A
Product: SMEK homolog 1, suppressor of mek1 (Dictyostelium)
Exons: 11
Biological process (GO): DNA damage response; protein dephosphorylation
Cellular component (GO): nucleoplasm; protein phosphatase 4 complex
Molecular function (GO): protein phosphatase activator activity
Source: RefSeq, a predicted model, not a curated record
GAAGAUGAAAAAUUUCUGACGGACUUGUUUGCACAACUAACAGAUGAAGCCACAGAUGAGGAGAAAAGACAGGAAUUGGUAAAUUUUCUGAAAGAGUUUUGUGCAUUCUCUCAAACACUGCAACCACAAAACAGAGAUGCAUUUUUCAAAACCUUAUCAAAUAUGGGCAUACUUCCAGCACUCGAAGUCAUAUUGGGUAUGGAUGAUGCACAAGUACGAAGUGCAGCCACUGAUAUAUUCUCAUAUUUGGUUGAAUACAACCCAUCCAUGGUACGAGAGUUUGUCAUGCAGGAAGCGCAGCAGAACGAUGAUGAUAUAUUACUCAUUAACCUCAUUAUAGAACACAUGAUUUGUGACACAGAUCCAGAACUUGGAGGGGCAGUGCUGCUCAUGGGUUUGCUUCGUACUUUAGUCGAUCCAGAAAACAUGCUUGCCACUGCCAAUAAAACAGAAAAGACUGAGUUCUUGGGUUUCUUCUACAAACACUGUAUGCAUGUUCUGACAGCCCCUCUAUUGGCCAAUACUACAGAGGACAAGCCCAGCAAAGAUGAUUUUCAGACAGCCCAGCUCUUGGCAUUAAUACUGGAAUUACUAACUUUCUGCGUAGAACAUCAUACUUACCACAUAAAGAACUACAUCAUUAACAAAGACAUCCUGCGAAGGGUACUCGUUCUCAUGGCCUCAAAGCACGCCUUCUUGGCACUGUGUGCCCUUCGUUUCAAGAGGAAGAUAAUCGGGCUAAAGGACGAAUUCUACAACCGUUACAUAAUGAAAAGUUUUUUGUUUGAACCUGUGGUCAAAGCAUUUCUAAAUAAUGGUUCCCGUUAUAACCUGAUGAACUCUGCCAUAAUAGAGAUGUUUGAAUUUAUCAGAGUGGAAGAUAUAAAAUCAUUAACGGCUCAUGUAAUUGAAAAUUACUGGAAGGCACUGGAAGAUGUAGAUUACGUGCAGACAUUCAAAGGACUGAAACUGCGAUUUGAGCAACAAAGGGAAAGACAAGAUAAUCCAAAACUUGACAGCAUGCGUUCCAUUUUGAGAAACCAUAGAUACAGAAGGGAUGCAAGAACCCUGGAGGAUGAGGAGGAGAUGUGGUUUAAUACUGAUGAAGAUGAUAUGGAAGAUGGAGAGGCAGUGGUGCCCCCUUCUGACAAAACUAAAAAUGAUGAAGAUAUUAUGGAUCCUAUCAGUAAAUUUAUGGAAAGGAAGAAAUUAAAAGAGAGUGAAGAAAAGGAAGUUCUUUUGAAAACUAACCUUUCAGGUCGUCAGAGCCCAAGUUUCAAGCUUUCCUUUUCCAGUGGUACAAAAUCUAACCUUACCAGCCAGUCAUCUGCAAGUAAUCUGCCUGGAUCCCCAGGGUCUCCUGGAUCCCCAGGGUCCCCUGGCUCUCCAGGAUCAGUUUCUAAAAGCACAUCUCAGAUGGCAGCUAUUACAACUAAGGGGGGCCUCGUUGGGCUUGUAGAUUAUCCUGAUGAUGAUGAAGAGGAUGACGAAGAUGAUGAUAAAGAGGAAACUUUACCUUUGUCAAAGAAAGCAAAGCUUGAGUCAUCAUAAUGGCAACUGCUGAAGAACAUUACCGGUUGGGGGAAGGAUAUUUUUUCCAAAAACAAAACAAACCCACAGCAAAGCAGCAAUCUUUUGUGAAUUACUGUGUGAGACACAGAUCAACUUAUACAAACAGAUUUCUGCCAAUCAAGUGCCAAUUCAAAGGAGCAGAAGAAGGGGAAAUAUUUCGUUUAGGGGAAAGACUUACGCCUUUGAGCUCUCCAGCUUGGACCACACGUUGCCCUUUUCUCAGGGAAGGAAAUGGAAAACAAAACAAAACAAAAAAAAGCCAACAGGGCAGGAGUUUUGUUUGUGGAACUCUGGAUUGGCUGGUCAGUUGCUACAAUCAGAAUAUGCUUUCUUGGACCACGUAUGUGACUUCUGAAGAAAAGGCGGGUUUUGCCAUAAUUCUUCACCAGUUAAGAAUGCCAGCAGUUUCUUUAUAUAAAAAGAGACCUGCCUUUGAAAUCGUACAUUCUGAACAUUUUAGACAAGCUACAACAGGUUUUAAAAACCUCAGUGGGGGAGGGCCGAAUAUAAAGUUUCCUCUUUUUUUUUUUUUUAAUCUGUUCCCUUUGCCCUUUAAACUGCAGAGUUUUUUUUUUGAGGUGGGGGAUUUGUUUGUCCCUUCUUGAUUAAAGAUUGAGUGGAAUUC